AUGUCAAAGAUGAAAACAAUUCACUCAUUUUUCAAGAGAAAAGAGAGAAUAUAUGAUGAACAAAAUUCAGCUUCAGAUUCUUUGAGUAAUGUUCAAAAUAUUAUUGAACAACCUGUGACACAACUUGUUGAGCAAGAUAUUCAACCCCCUGCUUCCAAAAUAACAAGGACUGAAAUAGAUCAAGUUAAUAUUGAUACAUUGAUGCGUGAUCCCGGAAAGCGUCCGCAAAUUUGGAAUUAUCCUAUCAAUCAACAAGAUGAAAUCCAUAGAGCAUACAUAAAGUUUGGACCAUAUCAAUUUAUUAUGGAUGAGUACCCUCUUUCUAGUCUAGAAAGUCAUCCUCGUCGUUUCAAAGCUCAUUGGUUUAAGAGUUUUUCUUGGUUAGAAUAUUCGCCAGAAGUGGAUGCUGCAUUUUGUCUUCCAUGCUAUUUAUUUUCUAGAAAAUCAAGUCCAUUCACAUCAGGAGGAUUUCGCAAUUGGAAAAAAGUGAAUAAUGGAAAGGAUUGUGCAUUUUUAUCUCAUGUGGGUAAAUCUCUUAAUUCUCCUCAUAAUAUUGCUGUUAAGUCUUGUAAAGAUUUGCUUAAUCAAUUAUGUCACAUUGACAAAGUAUUGGCUAAACAAAGCUCACAACAAGUUUUAAGCAAUAGAUUGCGUCUUAAAGCCUCUAUUGAUACUGUCAGAUGGUUAACGUUUCAAGCUUGUGCUUUUAGGGGACAUGACGAGAGUCAUGAGUCUCAGAAUCGAGGAAAUUUUCUUGAAAUGUUAAAAUUAUUAGCUUCUUACAAUAAAGAAGUGGAUGCAGUUGUUUUGGAUAAUGCUCCUCAAAAUGCAAUAUACACAUCACCUUCUAUUCAAAAGGAAAUUCUACAUGUUUUUGCUAGAAAGGUGCAAAAUGAAAUUCGCAAUGAGAUUGGUAAUGCAAAAUUUUGUUUGAUUGUUGAUGAAGCUAGAGAUGAAUCUAGAAGAGAACAAAUGGCACUUGUUGAUAGAUUUGUUGAUAAGCAUGGAUUUGUCAAAGAAAGGCUAAUAGAUGUUGUUCAUGUCAAAGAUACUACUUCUGCUACUCUAAAACAAGAGAUUUGUUCUGCAUUAUCUCAUCACAAUCUCAACAUUCAAAAUGUUCGAGGUCAAGGGUAUGACGGAACUAAAUGUCCUUAUGCAUAUUAUGUUCAUUGCUUUGCUCAUCAAUUACAGCUAGCUCUUGUUGCCACGGCUAAAGAAGUUGUUGAUGUUCAUGCUUUUUUCCAAAGUUUGAGUAAUAUUAUCAAUGUUGUGUGCUCUUCUUGCAAACGCAAUGAUGAAUUACGAUCUGCUUAUGCAACUGAAAUUUCCCAUUUAGUUGCAACUAAUCAAAUUGAAACAGGAAGGGGAGCAAAUCAAAUUGGCACAUUAAAAAGAUCAGGAGAUACUAGGUGGAGCUCUCACUUCAACUCAAUUUGUAGCCUUUUACGUAUGUUUGGAGCAACAACUUCAGUUCUGGAAGAUUUGGCUACUAAUGGAUCUACAUAUUCUCAACGUGGUGAUGCUACUUAUGCUCUUAAAUCUUUAUUAUCAUUUGAUUUUGUUUUCAUUUUGCAUAUGAUGAAAGAAAUCAUGGGAAUCACUGAUAAACUUUGUCAAGCAUUGCAACAAAAAUCUCAAGACAUUUUGAAUGCUAUGCAUCUGGUUUCUAGUACAAAGUCAUUGAUUCAACAGUUAAGAGAUAGUAGUUGGGGAGCACUUUUGGAGAAAGUUGGUUCUUUCUGCAAUGAUCAUGCUAUUCAGAUACCUGAUAUGGGUGCUUCUUUUAGUGACAUAAUUCGGUCUCAUCGUAAAAAGGAUGUUGUCACUGUUGAACACCACUAUCGUGUUGACAUUUUUACUAGCGUGAUAGAUUUUCAAUUGAAAGAGCUAAAUAGUAGAUUUAGUGAGCAAGCAACCGAGCUCCUCAUAUUGAGUACAUCUUUAGAUCCUAAAGAUGCUUUCAAGUUAUUCAGUGUUUGCAACAUAUGCAAUCUUGCAAAGAAUUUCUAUUCUUUAGAUUUUUCUGAGCAAGAAAAGAUUCAAUUGGAUUAUGAGUUACAACAUUAUGAACUUGAUGUGGUUAAAGCUCCAGAUUUUCAGAAUUUGUCUACUCUUGCUGAAUUGUGUCAAAAAUUGACAGAGACAGGAAAAUCAAAUAUAUAUCCUUUAAUUGAUAGAUUAAUUCGUCUUGUUUUGACUCUUCCUGUGACAACAACAACAACUGAAGGGGCCUUUUCAGCUAUGAAGAUUAUUAAAACAAGGCUUCGAAACAAGAUGGAAGAUGAAUUUUUAGCAGAUUGUAUGAUUGUAUAUAUUGAAAAGGAAAUUGCUUCAAAAUUCACUUCAGAGAUGAUAAUUGAUGAUUUUAGUUCCAUGAAGCAUCGUCGAGCAAAUACAAGAAGAAAGAUCCCUACCUUUCAUGAAACUGACGAAAGAAUCCUCCAAAGGCUAAGAAGAGAAGCAAGAGAAAAAAAUGUUGCUGGAGAGGAAGAAUCAGAUGAAGAAUAUCAUGAAUUGGAGGAACACUCAACAAAUCCAACAAAUCCACCAGUGAGAUUGGCCAACAACAAUGGUCAACCCCAGAGGAGAGUCUUGGCUUCAUAUACAUUUGCUAAUCCAAGGCAUUGUGGGAGUAGCAUCCUUACCCCAAAUGUCGAUGCAAAUAACUUUGAAUUGAAGCCCCAACUCAUCACCUUGGUGCAGAACAACUGUUCUUAUGGAGGAGGCCCCUUGGAAGAUCCAAACCAGCACCUAUCCACCUUCCUGAGGAUUUGUAACACUGUCAAAACCAAUGAAGCACUUGAACAGAUGCCAGUGUAUGCCAAAUUUAUGAAGGAAGUGCUGACAAAGAAAAAGUCCCUAAAAGAAGGACAAAUUGUUGAGAUGACAAAGGAAUGUAGUGCUAUUCUCCAAAGAGAGUUACCAGAGAAGAAAGAUGAUCCUGGGAGUUUUUAUAUACCUUGCACUAUAGGAGACAUAACAAUUGAAAAGUCAUUCUGUGACCUUGGUGCAAGCAUAAACUUGAUGCCUUUGUCUCUAAUGAGGAAACUUCGAAUUUGUGAGCUGAAAUCCACACGAAUACUCCUUCAAAUGGCUGACAAAUCCAUCCAGCAAGCAGUUGGAGUUGUAGAGAAUGUGCUGGUAAAAGUGGGAAAAUUUCUUCUCCCAGCUGAUUUUGUCAUUCUGGAUAUGGAGGAGGACCCUAACACCCCCAUCAUCCUAGGGAGGCCUUUUCUUGCUACGGGCAGAGCACUGAUAGAUGUUGAAAAAGGGGAAUUGUUGCUGAGAGUGCAUGAUGAGCACCUAGCAUUCCAUGUGUUUAAAACCCCACAUGAGCCCACUCAAGAAGAAGAGUGUACGGAGGAUAAGGCCAGAGAUCAAAGCUUGAAGGAGGUAGUCAAUGAGUUAGCUCCAAGACUUCCAAAUCCAUGCUUGAAAGAAGUAGAGAUGGUGCAACAGACCAAAGAAAUCAAGGAGGAACUAGAUCCAAAACUUCCAGAUGAGAAAUUCAACAUCUCAGAUAAGGAACCACCAAGAUCCGAUUCAAUACCAAUCCCCUUUUACUCUUCUGUUUAA
Arachis stenosperma is the source of this 3579-nucleotide messenger RNA. RefSeq lists its product as uncharacterized. Gene Ontology annotation, biological process: proteolysis. Gene Ontology annotation, molecular function: protein dimerization activity; aspartic-type endopeptidase activity. Lineage: Eukaryota; Viridiplantae; Streptophyta; Magnoliopsida; Fabales; Fabaceae. Bases 1 to 3579 code for a protein of 1192 amino acids. The transcript has 5 exons. The record is from RefSeq and is a predicted model, not a curated record.